This is a messenger RNA of Colletotrichum siamense, 852 nucleotides long. Its product is annotated as Vegetative incompatibility protein HET-E-1. Lineage: Eukaryota; Fungi; Ascomycota; Sordariomycetes; Glomerellales; Glomerellaceae. The transcript has a single exon. The record is from RefSeq and is a predicted model, not a curated record. The coding region runs from base 1 to 852 and encodes 283 amino acids.
AUGAUCUUUCUGCGAACCGACACCGUUGAGCUUACGAAGCACAUAAGCGAAUAUGAUCCGCCCCCCUACGCAGUCCUAUCUCAUACGUGGGGUCCAGAGGAGGUGAUGUAUGAAGACCUCGUGGGUGAUCGAUCAAAGGCAGUUGCCAAGGCAGGGUUUACGAAGAUACGUGAGGCAUGUCGCAUUGCAUUCGAGGAAUAUCACCUCGAGUACCUUUGGACCGACACGUGCUGCACCGACCGAAAGAACGAGGCUGAGCUCAAUGCAUCCAUCAAUUCCAGCUUUCGAAGAUUUAGAUCGGCGGCCCUUUGCAUUGCCUACCUGUCUGACUUCGACUAUGACCCUUCGAGCGCGCAUCCCACAGUGGACAAUUCUCAGCUGCCAGGUAUCUAUCAGAUGUUGAGACAGAGCAGAUGGUUUACACGAUCCUGGACUAUCCAAGAACUGAUAGCUCCUGUGCGGCUUCUCUUCUACUCGCGUCAGUGGGAACUUUUUCAAGAGCGUUCUCCGCUGGUGCAGUUGUUGUACAUCAUCACCGACAUCGAUCCGUACGCUUUAGUCGGCGGUGACCCUGCCAAGAUACCUGUCGCCCGCCGAAUGUAUUGGGCUGCAAGCCGUAACGCAACGAGACUCGAAGACCUAGCAUACUCGCUGCAUGGUUUGUUUGAUGUGGAGGUUGCGCCCAACUACGGGGAGGGCGACACAAACGCAUUCAUACGUCUCCAAGAAGCCAUCUUGGAGAAAGCUAAGGACCCUACCAUAUUUGCUUGGAGAGAUGACUGGUCUGAGGAAUAUUUCACAUGGGAGAAAUGCGAAGAGUUAAUCCAUUCAGGUCGACUUAGGGACUACUAG